CAACGUAUGUCUUUUUGUCGUUGUUUAUACCGUGCUCCUAUACGAUUUAUUUGUUUCAGAAAACGCGCGCACGUACGCGCAAUCAUAAACAAUCCGCAGCUAUGUGCCUAGCGUGCUGCAUAUGUUUUCCAGUUAGUUGGUAUCAGUAGAUGUCAGUUGCUUAGUAGGUGUUAAACAGUGCAUAUACGAGGAUGUCGGCGAAUGAGAACGAGCUCAAUACGAUGACGACGACGACCACCACAACGGUCACGACGCCCGCCACAGCCACGACGGCUACGAUGGCGGUGUCUGAAAAAAUUACCGGGGCGACAUCGACGACGGCAGCGAUGGCCACGAUGGCGACCGAGCCAAUAACGUUAACAUAAUAGCUGUUUUAGGAAGAGCAAGAGGAAGAGGAAGAGGAAGAGGAACAGGGAAAGAAAGAGGUG
Molecule: messenger RNA, 428 nt
Organism: Harpegnathos saltator (Jerdon's jumping ant)
Lineage: Eukaryota; Metazoa; Arthropoda; Insecta; Hymenoptera; Formicidae
Product: probable transcription-associated protein 1
Exons: 3
Coding region: 192-365 (57 amino acids)
Source: RefSeq, a predicted model, not a curated record